AUAUGGGCGAGAUUGAUACCAAACCUAUUGAACCUGUACAGGUUGCACUUACCUUGUUUGGAGAGAAGAGUGAACAGAGGAAACACCGGCCUGGAAAUAGCAGCAGCAGUGAUGUGAGAAGUAGCAGCAGCGGUGAUGACGUGGAUAAAGAGAAGGAUCCUGAAGGAGUACAAAAGGAUUUGGCUAACUACAAGUUGCAGCUGGAAGCCAAGGACGCUGCUUACUGGCAGCUGUUACAUAAAUUGGAGCACUAUCAGAAAACAUCUGAGGAACUUUCUACCCAGCUGAAGAAUUCUGAGGUUGAGAGAGAUGUCAACUUAGAAGAAUGUAGAGAAGCUAGAAUUCGGAUAGAUGAACUCGAGGCUAAGAUAAAGGAGAUGGGUGAUCAACUGUUGGAAUCUGGAAAAUUAAAGGAGCAGCUUUCACAUAUUCUUGGUGAAUUGAAGGAUGUGCAAGGUGAGUUGCUUAGUAUGGAAAUUGAACUUGUUGCUGCCACAGAAGAAAAGCUGAAGGCCUUGACGCAAGCAGAACUGAUGGAAUCAGUUGCCAACAUGGAAAAGGGAAGAGCUGAAGAGCUUCUAAAGCGUGUUACUGACCUCAACGAAGCUCUUCUUCUGUCAAAACAGGCUGCAGAAUCUGGGAAGAUUGCAGAGAUAAAGGAGAGAUCAGAAACAGAAGCUCAAGCACAAAAACAGGUGGAAGACAUGAAAAUGCAAAUGGAAAUUAUGCAAGAAUUGGAAAAUAAGCUAAGGGACAAAUCUGUGUUCAUUGAUUCGCUGCAGGUGGAACUUAAUCAAGCAAAUGAAUUACUUAGUUCAUCUGACAAAGUUGUUUCUGAAGUCAUAAAUGAUUUGAACCAGCUAAAAGCUGAUCUGAAAGCCAAAGAAAAAGAGAACUCUGAUCAAGCAAUUUAUAUUGGGGAAUUGGAAACCGAAAUGAACCAGCUAAAACUAGAACUGAAGAAAGAAAAUGAAGAAGUAACUCAGUUGAACUGCGAAGUUGAAAUGCUCACAGAUGAGUUGGAGAAGGUAAAAAAUGAAAUGGGAGGAAUCAAGGAAAGAGAGAAUGAUGCACAUGCUGAGAUAGCAAUGCUAAAAGCUGAGCUUCAUAGAGCAAGAUCAAACAUUGUUGCAGCAGAGGUAUCUGAAGCAAAAGAAUCCAAGAAAGAAAAUGAAAGGCUAAAACAAGGAUCAGAAAUGGUUACUGAAGAAUCCCUUGACAUUGGCUUGGUGGGCAACGGACCUGAGAACUCUGUCGCAGGAGCUGAAAGGAGCAGAGAUGAUAAUGAUCGAAACAUAACAAUUUCACUAGAAGAGUACGAGUCCUUGAUUAGUAAAGCUGCGAAGGUCAACCAAUCUGCAACAAAAGACUUAAAUAUGUUAACUACAUAUGAGAACAGAAAUGAAAUGGAGACAUUGAAGAAGGAAUUGGAAGUUGCAAGUGCGAAAGUUUCAGAGUUCAGGACUCGAACAGAACAGGCAGUUACAAGAGCUGAAGCAGCUGAGAGAGCUAAAUUAGCACUUGAAGAUCAGCUCAGGAAGUGGCGAGAACAGAAGAAGAGAAGAAAAGCUGCAUUAGCUGCACUUCGGGAGGAAUCAUUAUCGAGGGAGUUUGGUUCUUCCUCGUGUGGCAACACACCAAUAAAUUAUCAGCCGUUGGGAAAGGUUCUGAACAUGAAAUUCUGAUCUUUGGAAGUAAACUUUUCACAGUGUGAUGGUCCUCUCAGCCAUUUUGCUUGUAUUAAGACUCUCUUAUCUAUGUUCUACAUAUAGCUCAAAUUAAGAUAUCUGAAAUCAAAAUGAAAUAAAUCGAUUUGAAUCAUUUCAUCAAUUGUUGCGAUUUCAAUAAUCAAGAAAACCCCAAUUUUUGUCUCUAACAUAACCCCAUUUCUUCACAUUUCAACGAGCAGGCAGAACCCAAAGAAACUCAAAUUGGAUCACAACCAAACUUCAGACAAGCUCAAUGAAAUAAACUAUCCAACUUAGAAAUCACAAUCAAAUAAUCCUUAAUUUU
This is a messenger RNA of Manihot esculenta (cassava), 2013 nucleotides long. Its product is annotated as putative WEB family protein At4g17210. The record is from RefSeq and is a predicted model, not a curated record. Lineage: Eukaryota; Viridiplantae; Streptophyta; Magnoliopsida; Malpighiales; Euphorbiaceae. The transcript is spliced from 2 exons. Bases 3 to 1685 code for a protein of 560 amino acids.